Aspergillus versicolor CBS 583.65 is the source of this 853-nucleotide messenger RNA. RefSeq names its product mitochondrial 54S ribosomal protein mL60. Gene Ontology annotation, molecular function: structural constituent of ribosome. NCBI's taxonomy places the organism in Eukaryota, Fungi, Ascomycota, Eurotiomycetes, Eurotiales, Aspergillaceae. Gene Ontology annotation, cellular component: mitochondrial large ribosomal subunit. The record is from RefSeq and is a predicted model, not a curated record. Bases 61 to 384 code for a protein of 107 amino acids. The transcript is spliced from 3 exons.
CGUGAAGCUCACCAUCACAAGGAUUUCUACAACUGCCUGCUUUCGCGUCAUAGAGCAAAGAUGUUCAAGCCUUCGUCACCGUUGUUCUCGGGUCUUCUCUGGAAAAUCCCAUGGCGCAUCUCGCAGCCCCAGAAAGCCCGCCAGCGCCAGCGCCUGCGUGCUGUUGACCGCGUUGUCGAUACCCUUAGCACAGCCCUUCGCCGAAACGGCGAGUCCACAAAGGCAAUCGAUAGAUGGUACAAGGAAAUGCCGCGAGAGGAGGAGAUGCUGCCUCGAGACAAGUACACUCUUUUCGACAAGAAGGAGAAGACGUACCGCAAGGGCAUUCAUAAACUACCAAAGUGGACGAGAGUCAGUCAGCGGGUCAACCCUCCGGGUUUCUAAACGACGUCGCAGUCCGUCUUUUAGAACCACGAAAUCGCGCCCUACCUCUCCUACCAGCUACCUUCUACUAUCGGAUACCUUCCAUCGAUAUUACGAUACCAUUGUAUUAUAUACCUCUCUUUGUACCGCCACACUAGCCGCUAGAGGAGAAAAUUGGGGUGCGAAAGAAUAUAUGGGGUUUUUACGGAGUUUUGGAAACAAAGAAUCACUUCCUGUCUGCAUUAUGUAUCCUAGCCUUUGCAAUGUUCCCUGGUUAAGUCUUGUCAAGCAUUAUCGAGUGCUCCUCGCGUCCAUCUCUGCAGUGUGUUUACUUGGAGUCGCUACGAGGUGAAAGACAAGGUCAAAAUUUGAAAGCAUACCUUUCUUUGAGAAUAGGUUUAAAUUCCUUAAACUCAUACCAUAUGUAGUAUAUAUAAAUAUCUACCUAUCUAUAUUCCUAAUUUCAAAUAUCAUAUGGAAUGGUACUUCC